CCUUUUUUGUCGAUCUCAAAGAUGCAAUGAAUUAUAAUAACCUUAAUCAAUAGCCACCUACUCCAUAUAUUGUAUAGAGCAUGAUAAUGUUGAACCACAUCCCUAUUUCAUAGUUAAACAUUUGACUUCCGGUACAGUGUGUCGUCUUCAAAUAUCCCCAUUUGAUCCCGCCCACUCCCUGGUGUCCUCCUAACAAAUACAUAAUAACUACUUGCGAAUGCAAUUAAGGUCCUCCCCCGUAAAUUCACACCGGAGACAAUUGCAAACACAAUAAAUUCAAUGGAACUAAUAGCAAUGGAAUCAUAUAUAAGUAUGCCUAUAAAAUAGACGUUUGGAUAAAGUGUAGAUAUGCUGUGAAAUGGUUGCCUUUGGCUUUACUGUUAGAUCGGGGAAAUCUAUCAUCGCAGGCAGUCGUCACAGGUCAUCGGUUUUUCCUCUCCAUCCUGAGUAUCCAUUUAUUCAUCGGGUCGACGUCGUUAUCACCUUCGGUUGGCCGGCCUCCUGACGGGGCGGGAACACACAAGGCAGCCUUGAUCACAUAAAAUGUCCCCAGGGACUUAGUUCCACUCUACAUGGAGAGCGUAAACACCAUCCGAAACCCGCGCGGCAACCCCUGUUCUUUCCAGCUUAAUCUGUGCAUACCGCGAGCUUUGCGCACGUAUGGAGGGGCAAGGCGGGCCAUAUUGUCAUAAAUGCCUCUGAGAGUUUUUAAUUUCCUGCUGACAUUUGUGGGCUAGUUUGGUGCAGUGUGCGCCUCAUUCAUCACCGCCCCGGAAGAUGAAAUAACGCGCCGUUACCCAUUGGCCAACGCCUCGCGACCACCUGACCGAUGACUGGUGUCAUGAUCAUGCCGUCGGCUUUCACAUGACUUACCCCAGAGCCCUGCCCAGAGCUAACCCUCCGGACUUUGGGAAGCAGGUCAGAGGUACAUCAUUAUGUAGCCCCGCGCCAAACACUCACGCAGAGUACCUCUCCCACAUCCUUACUGAAACGUCAUUCUCGGUGCAACAGGAUCCCGUGGUCAUGGCAGGCUCCCGGAUUUCCCGCCAACUCGUUUGAUUGCUAGAUUCGCAGACGACAUUUGACGACGUCUGAUGGGACCGUCCUGGAGAGAGAUCCCGUCCAUAUCGUCUGCCUUCGAGCCCGGGUCUUCCAGCUGACCACAUGAAGAAUUUAGACAACGAGAAAAAAGAGGGGAACACGCUGCAAUUUUCAUGGACUGUCCCAAAUAUUGACGAUUGCCGGUGGCGUAUUGGAGAAUGACGUCGACGGCCAUCUGUUAAAGAUGAUGAGGGCCGCUGUGCGCCAUUGUGCCGCGCGUAGAUAGCAUUUCAUACCCAUAUCUGCUGUCAAAUUACCCUCGCUGCUUUCACGGAUCAAGUGCAUUUGGCGUCGGGACAGGGGGACGGCAGGAUGCUUCUCUACGUGCUGUUGGCAACUGGGUUCUUCGUCAACGGCUGCCUUGGUCUGGAGGCCAGGGAGAAGCUGUACCGGGACCUGUUUGUGAAGUACAAUAAGGUACCACGUCCGGUCAAAAACGUCACAGACAAGGUCACCAUCAAGUUCGGCAUCGCCAUAUCACAACUCAUAGAUGUGGACGAGAAGAACCAAGUGUUGACAACCAGCGUCUGGCUUAGACAGGAAUGGUUCGACUACAAGCUAAACUGGCAACCGGAAGAUUAUGGGAACUUGACGUACAUCCGGGUACCUUCAACAGAGAUAUGGGUCCCGGAUGUUGUCCUCUACAACAACGCCGACGGCAGCUUCGACGUUGCAGCGAAAACCCGUGCCCAGGUGUUCCAUGACGGCCGGGUGCGCUGGAUCCCGCCGGCCAUCUACAAGAGCUACUGUUACAUCGACGUGCGCUUCUUCCCGUUUGACCAACAGAACUGCUCUAUGAAAUUCGGCACGUGGACGUACGAUUUCACACUGGUAGACAUGACCGUGUGGGAAGAUGCCAUGGACAGAGCAAACUUCCGGGAGUCCGGAGAAUGGAUUGUGAUAGACGCUCCCAUCUAUCGCCACGUGGAGGACUACGCCUGCUGCCCUCCUUAUGUAGAUGUCACAGGUUACCUGGUCAUACAGCGACUCCCCCUUUUCUUUACCGUGAACUUGAUCGUCCCCUGUGUGCUUUUCUCCUUCAUCUCCCUCUUUGUUUUCUACCUCCCUUCCAAUUGUGGUGAGAAAAUAACUCUGAGCAUUUCUGUCCUGCUGUCAUUGUCUGUGUUCCUCCUGGUCAUCUUCAACACCAUCCCAUCCACUUCAUUGGCUGUGCCGCUGAUUGGAAAAUACCUCCUCUUCACCGUAACCAUGGUGGCAACGUCAAUCACGGCUACAGUGUUUGUGUCGAACAUUUACCACCGCUCGGGCAGCACCCACGACAUGUCCGAGUGGGUCAGAGUCGUGUUUCUGCGCUGGCUUCCCGGGAUCCUUUGCAUGAGGCGACCCGGAGACGAGGCUUCCAUCGAGAAAGACCUCCACAUGUCGCUCCCGGAUCUGGAGGAGACCAAGCUGGCCACAGCUCUUCAGUACGUUAAGAUGAGACGGAUGAGGGCAAGACGGCAAACAGGCGAGGAACAGGAAGAAUAUAAGAAGUGUCCCGUAAGGACUAUAGAAGCACCGGAGGAAGCAAGGCCGGCGUUAGAGGGGCUGGAGUACGUCACUAGUUUCCUGAAGAGGCAGGAUAAAUGUGAUGCGUUGGAGGAGGACUGGAACUACAUCGCCAUGAUCAUAGACCGGAUCUUCCUGUGGAUUUUCUCCGUCGUCUGUCUCCUGGGAACCGGCUGCAUCUUCCUCGAGCCCUUCGUCACGGAGAACGAGGCAACGCCGGCGUGAUACCAACAUCAUCCGGAUCCCUCCGCACAAGGAAACGGCAAUACGAUACCACACUCAUCUUUAACGAAAGCAACUACUGUAUUGUAUUGUUAUAUUUGUAAACAACAGUGAUGACCUUUAAUGCACCGUAUGUGUUCAUCCCCAGUGACAAAGAGUAACGUAAGAUGAUAUAACUGUUUAGAUUUUUAACAUGUCAUCCAAGUUUAAAACAUGCUUAUGGCAAUUUUUUGUGAUGGACAUUCCAAACUUAUCCAUAGCAGUUGUUCCAAGCGUUACAAUGUCCGGGAGUAAGCUUCUAGAUCUGAUUUGUAUGUAAAUUUAGAAAUAGAGGUAUAUUUUUAGACUGACUCGCACAUAGAGCUAUGUUUGUACAACGAUGUAGACUUUGUAGUUGAAGCUUGCAGAAAUAGUAAAGCGUCACCAGUAAUUGUACCCCGUAAUACGACAUGAUAGCAUUUAAGAUAUUGCAAAUAUUAGCAAUUAUAUAGGCAACUACUUUCAAAUUUGUGGUCAAGUUGGAAGCCUAUGUCUGGUCUGAUGACCUCGCAUUACAGUCUGGUCACCUAAAACAAAAGAAAAUAAAUCGUAUUUCUGCAGAAUAUAUAUUUAAGUGGUUAAAAAGUAAGACGUUCGCCCAAAGUACUGUGCUUAUUUUUGUGUGCCAUUGAAAAUACUGGCAUUAUAAAAAAAUGUUAGACGAACUAAGGGUACAAUGUAAUUCCAUGUACUAUUAAUAAAGAGAUUAUUGUCCAAUUUUGUUCUGAUACAAUCACCACUACAUAUAUGAGGUGUAUGUUAGUAUGCAGCAGACAGUAAAUUAAUGUUAGCCAAUACGUUAUGAAGGUUGCUACGAAGUUAUGAAGUCAGUGUGUCUUAGGCAUCCUCCUCAAGCUGACCAGUGACCAUACUAAAACUGGACAGGGCAAACCACAGGCUAAUACAGACCAGUCACGUGACUAUUGAUCAGUAGGUGAAAGAUUUCGUCAUCGAUUUCCGCUCUUCAGUAAUAAAGUUCCGGAGGUCGAUAGGAGGACCCAGGUGUGGGAGGGAAAACGUGUUAAAAUAGAUGGAAACUGAACGGACUAAUUAUGACGAAACCAGCUCCGGCCCUGCACAUUUAAAGCCAGGCUUUCAACCAUACAAUCAAUAGCU
Molecule: messenger RNA, 3987 nt
Organism: Branchiostoma floridae (Florida lancelet)
Lineage: Eukaryota; Metazoa; Chordata; Leptocardii; Amphioxiformes; Branchiostomatidae
Product: neuronal acetylcholine receptor subunit alpha-4-like
Exons: 6
Coding region: 1414-2835 (473 amino acids)
Biological process (GO): nervous system process; chemical synaptic transmission; signal transduction
Cellular component (GO): synapse; neuron projection; postsynaptic membrane
Molecular function (GO): transmembrane signaling receptor activity; acetylcholine-gated monoatomic cation-selective channel activity
Source: RefSeq, a predicted model, not a curated record